Akanthomyces muscarius is the source of this 594-nucleotide messenger RNA. RefSeq lists its product as uncharacterized. Gene Ontology annotation, molecular function: protein-N-terminal amino-acid acetyltransferase activity. Lineage: Eukaryota; Fungi; Ascomycota; Sordariomycetes; Hypocreales; Cordycipitaceae. The record is from RefSeq and is a predicted model, not a curated record. Gene Ontology annotation, biological process: N-terminal peptidyl-methionine acetylation. Gene Ontology annotation, cellular component: NatB complex. The coding region runs from base 1 to 594 and encodes 197 amino acids. The transcript is spliced from 3 exons.
AUGCUAGAAUUGAGGCUGAGAAUGGCAACUUUUCGGAGCUUUCGCCCUGGCGAUUUACACAAAUUUACAAAAUGUAAUUUGGACAGUCUGGUGGAGACGUAUGAGCUCGGAUUCUAUCACCAGUACCAUGCCAAAUGGCCGUCGCUGUUCCAGGUUUGCGAGGACAACAGUGGCAACAUAAUUGGUUACAUCAUGGGCAAAGUUGAGUCCUCGCCUGACGUGUACAAGUUUUCAGAGCACUAUCUGCCAUGGCACGCCCAUAUCACAGCCUUUACUGUUGCCCCUGAAGCACGCAGGCUCGGUAUUGGCAAGAUACUAACAGCUCAGGUGGAAGCUGCCGCGGACGCAAGAAAUGCUUGGUUUGUCGAUUUAUUUGUUCGUCGCAGUAAUGAGGGCGCUAUUGCAUUCUACGAGAGUGCGGGGUACAGCGUGUUUCGCGUGGUGAAAGAUUAUUACCUCGACCAUGCCACAGAUCCAACUAAAGACACAGAGGAUGCAUUAGACAUGCGCAAGCCCUUGAAGAGAGACACGAAGUUGCAGCAUAUCAGAAAAGACGGCGAUAGAUUCGAAGUAUCUCGGGAUGAUGUUUGGUGA